AGUCAAUGUUCAUAAAUCAUAGAUAUCAUCUCCAUCUACAAAAAUUAUUCGGGUUCCAUUUUCUCUCUCCUCCGCUCAGAAAAACAUUCCAACACGCAAACACAAAACUAUGAAGAUUUUCCAUAUCCCCUGCUUAGACGACAAUUACUCUUACUUGAUAAUCGAUGAUUCGACGAAAGAAGCUGCAGUUGUUGAUCCAGUUGAGCCGGAGAAGGUUCUAGAAGUUGCUAAGCAAAAUGGUGCAGAUAUCAAGCUUGUUCUCACUACGCAUCAUCACUGGGAUCAUGCUGGUGGAAAUGAUAAAAUGAAAGAGCUGGUUCCUGGAAUCAAGGUUUUUGGUGGUUCAAUUGAUAAUGUAAAAGGAUGCACUGAUAAAUUGGACAAUGGUGAUAAGUUAUCCUUGGGAGCUGAAGUCAACAUCCUGUCACUUCAUACACCUUGCCACACCAAAGGCCAUAUAAGUUACUAUGUAACUGGCAAGGAAGAUGAGAGCCCUGCUGUUUUCACCGGAGAUACUAUGUUUAUUGCUGGUUGUGGCAAAUUUUUUGAGGGUACGGCAGAGCAGAUGUACCAGUCACUUUGCGUGACAUUGGGUUCUUUGCCAAAGCCGACUAGAGUUUAUUGCGGUCAUGAGUACACGGUGAAGAACCUUCAGUUUGCUUUGACGGUUGAAUCUGAGAAUGCAAAGAUAGCGGAGAAACUGGCUUGGGCUCAGAGUCAGCGAAAUGCUGGUUUGCCCACGAUUCCAUCAACCAUUGCAGAGGAGCUAGAAACUAACCCGUUCAUGCGGGUCGACACAUCUGAGAUUCAGAGAAAAGCUGGUUCCGACUCCCCUGUAGAAGCCCUUCAGAAACUAAGGAAACUUAAAGAUAACUGGAGAGGCUGAUAAAGGAGUUAUCUGUGUGUUUUUUAGUUCUGGUUUGUAAAUCAAAGGAUGCCGUUCAGUCAUACUUUAAAAUAAUCCUGGGCACCCAACUUUGCACAAAUUUCCGGAAAAAGGCUUCAUAAACUCUUUAAGAAAGAAAUGCACCAGUUUAUGAGACAGCAUUAGAGCUUGUAAGUAAUACAACAAGCAGUUAAGUUGUCCUCCCACUUUCCCCCCAUUUCUGAGACACUUUAAUGUCUUGCAUUUCAUUUUUAAAGUUACAAACAUGUGAAUCUAAUUGCAAUAUGUAAUCCCCUUUUCUUUAUAUAAUUACCUUUUAUCCAUAGAAAA
This is a messenger RNA of Beta vulgaris subsp. vulgaris (sugar beet), 1216 nucleotides long. Its product is annotated as hydroxyacylglutathione hydrolase cytoplasmic. Gene Ontology annotation, molecular function: hydroxyacylglutathione hydrolase activity. The coding region runs from base 110 to 886 and encodes 258 amino acids. The record is from RefSeq and is a predicted model, not a curated record. The transcript has 7 exons. Lineage: Eukaryota; Viridiplantae; Streptophyta; Magnoliopsida; Caryophyllales; Amaranthaceae.